GGCCCGGGGGAGAGCGGGGGGCGGGGCCGGACCGGACCGGACCUCACCGUCCCCCGGGCCCGCAGGUCCUCCCGGGCCCGCGCCAUGCUCUGACCGACCAUGCUGGUGGCGGCCUACCUGUCCCUGGCCGUGCUGCUGGCCUCCUGCCUGGGCCUGGAGCUGUGGGCCUGCGGGGCCCGGCCCCCCGGCCCGCCCGGCGGCAACCCGGCCUUCGUCCGCUUCCAGCGGGGCUUCUUCCGGGUGUACUUCCCGGCUCUGGCGGCGGACUGGCUCCAGGCCCCUUACCUCUACAAGCUGUACCGGCACUACCGCUUCCUGGAGGGCCAGAUCGCCAUCCUGUACGUCUGCGGCCUGGCCAGCGCCGUCCUCUUCGGCCUGGUGUCCGGCCCGCUGGCGGACCGGCUGGGCCGCCGCCGGGCCUGCGUCCUCUCGUCCCUGACGGCGGCGGCCUGCUGCCUGACCAAGCUGUCCCGCGACUACUUCGUGCUGCUGCUGGGCCGGGCGCUGGGCGGCCUGGCCUCGGCCCUGCUGGGCUCGGCCUUCGAGGCCUGGUACGUGCACGAGCACCUGGAGCGGCACGACUUCCCGCCCGACUGGGUGCCCGCCACCUUCGCCCGGGCCGCCUUCUGGAACCACGUCCUGGCCGUGGGGGCCGGGCUGGCGGCCGAGGCGGCGGCCGGCGGGCUGGGCCUGGGGCCCGCGGCGCCCUUCGUGGCGGCCGUCCCCCUGCUGGCCCUGGCCGGGGGCCUGGCCCUGCGGGACUGGGACGAGAGCCACGGCCGGCCCCGGCCCUUCUCCCGCACCUGCCUGGGGGGCCUGCGCUGCGUCCUGGCGGACCGCCGCGUCCUGCUCCUGGGGACGGUCCAGGCGCUGUUCGAGAGCGUCGUCUACAUCUUCGUCUUCCUCUGGACGCCCGUCCUGGACCCCCACGGGGCCCCGCUGGGCGUCGUCUUCUCCGGCUUCAUGGCGGCCGGCCUGCUGGGCGCCUCGCUCUACCGGGCGGCCACCUCCAAGCGCUACCACCUGCAGCCGGUCCACCUGCUCUCGCUGGCCGUGCUCCUGGUGGUCUUCUCGCUGCUCAUGCUCAGCUUCUCCACCAGCCCCGGCCAGGAGCGGCCCGCCGAGUCCCUGGUGGCCUUCCUGCUCAUCGAGCUGGCCUGCGGCCUCUACUUCCCCUCCGUGGGCUUCCUGCGCCGGAAGGUGAUCCCCGAGGCGGAGCGGGCCGGGGUGCUGAACUGGUUCCGGGUCCCCCUGCACCUCCUGGCCUGCCUGGGCCUCCUGGUCCUCCACGGCAGCGACGGCGGGACGGGCACCUGCCACAUGUUCGCCGCCUGCGCCGGCGUCAUGGGGCUGGCGCUGCUGGCCGUCGUCGGGCUCUUCACCCUGGUGCGCCACGACGCCGAGAUGAGGGUGGUCCCGCCCGCCGGGGAGCCCUGCGCCCCCGAGCUCUGAGCCGCCCGGGACCCCGGGGGGGGCCGCGGGGCGGACCGGCGGGCGCGGGGGAGGGCCCGCCGCGCCCCGCCCCCUCCCGCGGAAUCCCGUUUUCCAAUAAACCGUUGCGACCGCA
Ornithorhynchus anatinus (platypus) is the source of this 1567-nucleotide messenger RNA. It is a transcript of the gene SLC61A1, whose product is annotated as major facilitator superfamily domain containing 5. Bases 100 to 1452 code for a protein of 450 amino acids. Gene Ontology annotation, biological process: molybdate ion transport. The transcript has 2 exons. Gene Ontology annotation, molecular function: molybdate ion transmembrane transporter activity. NCBI's taxonomy places the organism in Eukaryota, Metazoa, Chordata, Mammalia, Monotremata, Ornithorhynchidae. Gene Ontology annotation, cellular component: membrane. The record is from RefSeq and is a predicted model, not a curated record.